AUGGCAGCUUAUCACACUCGAUCAAUUAGCUUUCCCUCUAGCCAGCACCCUCUCAUUCCCGAAUUUGACGAGCAGUUGUGCAGAUUGAGGUCCUCAGAAGCGGCCUCUUCUUCAUCAACUUCUCUAAGCAGCAAAGUCAGCGGACUUCAAGAUCUGCAUGAUUGUGUCGACAAGUUGCUUUUGUUACCACUUAACCAACAAGCCUUGUCCAAACAGCCGAAUGAGGAAUGGGUUGACGAGCUUUUGGAUGGGUCUCUUCGACUCUUGGAUAUGUGCAACACAGCCAAGGAUGCCUUGCAGCAAACAAAGGAAUCCACACAAGAACUUCAAUCAAUUAUUCGCAGAAGACGUGGUGGUGAAUCGAGUCUAUCGUGUGAGGUCAAGAAAUUCUUGAACAUCAGGAAAGCAGUGAAGAAGGCACUGCACGAGGCCAUGGAAAACAAAUGCACCUUCAGUCUUCUUAACCAGGAUCAAGAAAUUGUUAGCAUGUUGAGAGAGGUUCAAUCAAUUACUCUCGCGGUUUUUGAAUCAAUGUUCUCCUUCAUCUCGGGGCCAAAGUCAAACAGCUGGUCAUUGGUUUCCAAGUUGAUGAACUCCAAAAAGGCGUCUUGUGAGAAUGUCAACAAAUCAAACGAAUUUGUAAACGUGGAUGCUGCAUUGAACAGCUUGCUGAUCAGCAACAAGUCGAAGAAAUCGGAUAGCAUGCUUGAAGAGAACGCUCAAAACGAGCUUCAGAAAUUGGAAAUGUGCAUUCAAGAUCUUGAAGAAGGAGUUGAGAGCCUUUACAGGCGUUUGCUUAAAACCAGAGUUUCUCUGCUCAACAUCCUCAGCCACUAG
Messenger RNA from Morus notabilis, 837 nucleotides. RefSeq lists its product as uncharacterized. Lineage: Eukaryota; Viridiplantae; Streptophyta; Magnoliopsida; Rosales; Moraceae. Gene Ontology annotation, biological process: root development; shoot system development. The record is from RefSeq and is a predicted model, not a curated record. The coding region runs from base 1 to 837 and encodes 278 amino acids. The transcript has a single exon.